Messenger RNA from Nicotiana tabacum (common tobacco), 993 nucleotides. NCBI's taxonomy places the organism in Eukaryota, Viridiplantae, Streptophyta, Magnoliopsida, Solanales, Solanaceae. The record is from RefSeq and is a predicted model, not a curated record.
AUGGUGCGGGGUAUUCUGCCUACGGAGAAGCUAUUCAUAGGAGGUGAUUUCAAUGGCCAUAUUGGGUUGUCUGCUGGUGACUUUGGUAAGGUGUACGGUGGCUUCGACUUUGGCGAUAGGAAUGGGGUGGCUCCUGGUGAUGGACGUCGGUAUCUUGAUGAAGAAAAAGAAGGGAUUUGUAAGGGGUCAGUCGAGGAUCAGGUGGGAGCUUUGUCUAAGUAUAAUACGCAGGAGUUGGAGGGGAGGCUGAGGUCUCUGGGUGCCUGGAAGAGUGGUGGGGACGCUAGAGCUAUGUGGACGGCAACGGCGGACUGUAUAAGGGAGUUAGCAAGAGAGGUGUUGGGAGUUUCGAAAGGUUACUCUAGCAGGCACCGAUGUGAUUGGUUGUGGAAUGACGUGGUCCAAGGUAAAGUGGAAGCCAAGAAAGUGGCUUACAUAAAGUUAGUAGAGAGCACCGACGAGGAUCACAGGAGAGCGAACAGAGAAAGAUAUAAGGAGUCUAGGAAGGAGGCUAAAUUAGUGGUCACAGAGGCUAAGACUACUACAUUUGGUCGGCUAUAUGAGGAACUUAAGGGCAAAGGUGGGGACAAGAAGUUAUUUUGGUUGGCAAAAGUGAGAGAGAAGAAGCCUCGCGACCUGGAUAAAGUGAGGUGCAUCAAAGACGAGGAUGGUCGAGUAUUGAUAGAAGAGGCCCAGAUUAGGCAAAGAUGGCAGUUGUACUUUCAUAAAUUUAUGAAUGAAGAGGUGGAUGGAAACAUUAUGUUAGGGCAAUUGGGGUACUCCGAGAGUCUCUGUGACUUUAGGUAUUGUAGGAACAUCAAGGUUGAGGAGGUCGUGGGUGCGAUGGGUAAGAUGAGUCGGGGCAAAGUGACCGGACCAAACGAGAUUCCACUAGAGUUUUGGAGAUAUGCAGGUAGAGCAGGCUUGGAAUGGCUGACUGAGUUGUUUAAUAUUAUCUUCAGGACGAAGAGGAUGCCUGAUGAGUGGCGGUAG